Messenger RNA from Heterocephalus glaber (naked mole-rat), 3665 nucleotides. Lineage: Eukaryota; Metazoa; Chordata; Mammalia; Rodentia; Bathyergidae. The record is from RefSeq and is a predicted model, not a curated record.
CCCGGAGCAGCCGCCGCCUGCCGCAGGUGAUGCCUCCGCCUCCCGCCUCCGCCUAAGCCGUGGCUCGGCGGCCGAGCUGCCCCAAAGGAAGUGCACGGCCGGGGUCCCAGGAUGGAGGAGUGAAGUCUCGCGCCGCGGUCCCAGCCUCCGGAGCCCGCCCGAAGCCCAGUCCCCGAGAGCGCCCUGACGGAGCAGGGUGGCCGCCGGGUCCAGCCUAGUGACAAGUGGAUGAAUCAUGUGUUGCCCGAGAAGUGAAGAGAUUUGCCCGGAGUAACAGCCCUGAUAUGUCUUUGAUCCAUUUUGUGGAAGGGUGAGAGAUUGGAAUCUUCUUUGAAUCUUCUGCAAGUGGCUACCAGUUUUCUCAGCACCAUUUGUUAGAGGCUGCCUUUUCAUCUAUGAAUGUUUACCCUCGCAGAAGUUGCUUCACUUAAUGACAUUCAGCCAACUUACCGAAUCCUGAAACCAUGGUGGGAUGUGUUUAUGGAUUACCUGGCUGUUGUUAUGUUGAUGGUAGCCAUCUUUGCAGGAACUAUGCAACUUACCAAAGAUCAGGUGGUCUGCUUGCCAGUGUUGCCAUCUCCUGUAAGUUCAAAGACACACACGCCACCAGGAAAUACAGAUGUCACCACCGAAGUCCCGAAGAUGGAAGCAGCCACUAACCAAGACCAAGAUAGGCGGAUAGCAAAUGACAUUUCCUUUGGUACAUCUGCUGUGACAUCUGACAUACCUCUCAGAGCCACAUAUCCUCACCCAGAUUCCACAGUUCCCAAUCAGGAGGCAAGGAAAGAGAAGAAAGAUCCAACAGGCCGAAAAACAAACUUGGAUUUUCAGCAAUAUGUAUUUAUUAAUCAAAUGUGUUACCAUCUGGCCCUUCCAUGGUAUUCUAAAUACUUUCCAUACCUUGCUCUUAUCCAUACUAUUAUUCUCAUGGUCAGUAGCAACUUUUGGUUCAAAUAUCCCAAAACAUGCUCAAAAGUAGAACAUUUUGUUUCAAUAUUAGGAAAGUGCUUUGAAUCUCCUUGGACUACUAAAGCAUUGUCUGAGACAGCAUGUGAAGACUCAGAGGAAAACAAACAGAGAAUAACAGGUGCCCAGACUCUACCAAAGCAUGUGUCUACCAGCAGUGAUGAGGGGAGUCCCAGUGCCAGUACCCCAAUGAUCAACAAAACUGGCUUCAAGUUCUCAGCUGAAAAGCCUGUGAUCGAAGUCCCCAGCAUGACCAUCCUGGACAAAAAAGAUGGGGAACAGGCUAAAGCCCUGUUUGAGAAAGUCAGGAAGUUCCGUGCCCAUGUGGAAGACAGUGACUUGAUCUAUAAACUCUAUGUGGUCCAAACAGUUAUCAAAACAGCCAAGUUCAUUUUCAUUCUCUGCUACACUGCAAACUUUGUCAACGCAAUCAGCUUUGAGCACGUCUGCAAGCCCAAAGUUGAGCACCUGACUGGCUAUGAGGUAUUUGAGUGUACCCACAACAUGGCGUACAUGUUGAAAAAGCUUCUCAUCAGUUAUAUUUCCAUUAUUUGUGUUUAUGGUUUUAUUUGCCUCUAUACUCUGUUCUGGUUAUUCAGAAUACCUUUGAAAGAAUAUUCUUUUGAAAAAGUCAGAGAAGAGAGCAGUUUCAGUGACAUUCCAGAUGUCAAAAAUGAUUUUGCUUUCCUUCUACACAUGGUAGACCAGUAUGACCAGCUAUAUUCCAAGCGUUUUGGUGUGUUCUUGUCAGAAGUCAGUGAAAACAAACUUAGGGAAAUUAGUCUGAACCACGAGUGGACAUUUGAAAAACUCAGGCAGCACGUGUCACGCAAUGCCCAGGACAAGCAGGAGUUGCACCUGUUCAUGUUGUCAGGAGUGCCCGAUGCUGUCUUUGACCUCACGGACUUGGAUGUGCUAAAACUUGAACUGAUUCCAGAAGCUAAAAUUCCUGCUAAGAUUUCUCAAAUGACUAACCUCCAAGAGCUUCACCUCUGCCACUGCCCUGCAAAAGUUGAACAGACUGCUUUUAGCUUUCUCCGAGAUCACUUGAGAUGCCUUCACGUGAAGUUCACUGACGUGGCUGAAAUCCCUGCCUGGGUGUAUUUGCUCAAAAACCUUCGAGAGUUGUACUUGAUGGGCAAUUUGAACUCAGAAAACAAUAAAAUGAUAGGACUUGAAUCCCUCCGAGAGUUGCGACACCUUAAGAUUCUCCACGUGAAGAGCAAUUUGACCAAAGUUCCCUCCAACAUUACAGAUGUGGCUCCACAUCUUACAAAGUUAGUCAUUCAUAAUGACGGCACUAAACUCUUGGUACUGAACAGCCUUAAGAAAAUGAUGAAUGUCGCUGAGCUGGAACUCCAGAAUUGUGAACUAGAGAGAAUCCCACAUGCUAUUUUCAGCCUGUCUAAUUUACAAGAACUGGAUUUAAAGUCGAAUAACAUACGCACAAUUGAGGAGAUCAUCAGUUUCCAGCAUUUAAAACGACUGACUUGUUUAAAAUUAUGGCAUAAUAAAAUUGUUACCAUUCCUCCCUCCAUUACCCAUGUCAAAAACUUGGAGUCACUUUAUUUCUCCAACAACAAGCUCGAAUCUUUACCAGUGGCAGUAUUUAGUUUACAGAAACUCAGAUGCUUAGAUGUAAGCUACAACAACAUUUCAGUGAUUCCAACAGAAAUAGGAUUGCUUCAGAACAUGCAGCAUUUGCAUAUCACUGGGAACAAAGUGGACAUUCUGCCAAAACAAUUGUUUAAAUGCAUGAAGUUGAGGACUUUGAAUCUGGGGCAAAACUGCAUCACCUCCCUCCCAGAAAAAAUUGGUCAGCUCUCCCAGCUCACUCAGCUGGAGCUGAAGGGAAACUGCUUGGACCGGUUGCCAGCCCAGCUGGGCCAGUGUCGAAUGCUCAAGAAAAGCGGGCUUGUUGUGGAAGAUCACCUUUUUGACACCCUGCCACUAGAAGUCAAAGAAGCAUUGAAUCAAGACAUAAAUGUUCCCUUUGCAAAUGGGAUUUAAACUGAGAUAGUAUGUGCACAUCCCUGUGCGGGAACAACUUCCUCGAUUGCAAAUGCUCACGUACAAGUUAUUUCGACAUAAUGCAUUUUAGAAGUAGAUAUAUCUUUUAAAAUAAAACAGAGAGGAUGCAUAGAUGGCUGAUAGAAGACAUAAUUGAAUGUUCAUGUUUGUAGUGUUUGAAGUCAUUCAUUUCCAAACCUUUUUUCUUUCUUUCCCGUUUUUCUUCCUUUCUAUAUAUUUUUUUCUCCUGGGGGAAAAGGAAGGAAAAAUUAUAAUCACUAAUCUUGGUUCUUUUUAAAUUGUAACUUGGAUGCUGCCGCUACUGAAUGUUUACAAAUUGCUUGCCUGCUAAACUAAAUGAUUAAAUUGACUUUUUCUUACUAUAUUACCUUUUUUGAGGUGUCGUGAUUUAUUUUGAUUAACUGGUCCAAUAUUAACUCAGAUCACUAAAGACACAUCAAGUCCUAACUUACAAAUUUAGAUUUGCUGCAAAGUUGAUUUCUUUCCUGUUUUAUUUAAAGCACCUCAAAUAAGCACGUUUUACAAUGUUUGACGAGUGCUGCUGCUUUUCAGAUGAGAAUCCCAUUUUGUAAAUUUUUGCACACUGGAAGGCCUUGAAUACAGUAAAAAUGUGUAGAUUGUUCAGUUUUUGUUUUACUUAAUAAAUAAUAAGGAAAAAUAAAACAGUA